Messenger RNA from Coturnix japonica (Japanese quail), 375 nucleotides. The record is from RefSeq and is a predicted model, not a curated record. Lineage: Eukaryota; Metazoa; Chordata; Aves; Galliformes; Phasianidae.
UUUCCAUUAUCCCCUAUGGCUCCCAUUGUACCCUAUGGCCCCAUUGUAGCCAAUGGCUCCCAUUAUACCCAAUGGCGCUGCUCUCUGUCGCCCCCUGCAGACGAGCGCGAGUCGGUGCAGAUGAAAACCUUCGUCAAGUGGCUCAACUCGCACCUGGCGCAGAUCGACUGUCACGUGACCGACCUGUACCGGGACCUCAGGGACGGGGUGAUACUGACCCGGUUAUUAGGGCUGCUGUCGGGGGAGACAAUGCCCCGUCCGACCCGCGGCCGGAUGCGGAUUCACUCAUUGGAGACUGUGAUCAAUGGAUCCCAAUGGGGGUUUGGGGUCCUUAUAGGGUUUGAUUUGGGUUCCUUAUAGGGAUUCGAUGCCUCC